UAUAUUGAAUUUUUUUUUGCUUUUCUUCUUGUGUUAUUAUACCAAAAACUUUUUUUUUAUAUAUAAUUGACUUUUAAUGAACUUCUAUAUUAAUAUGAAAAGAUAUAAAUAAAUAAAAAGCAAAAAAAAAAAGAACAACAACAAACAGAAGAGGAGAGAGAAAAAAAAUAUUUAUGGCAUAAAAGACGAAUUUUUCUCAAUAUUUUUUAUAACUUUUUUAUUUAAUGAUCUGUGAUAUUAUUUUACUGUUAUCUAGUAAUGAAUUAAAACACAAAACUUUUAUAUUUAAAAAGAAUAUUUAAAAACCAAAAAUAGUUAAACUAAAAUUAUAAAAACUUUAAUUUAAAUUGUGAAAAAUUGUUGUGUUGUUCUCUUUUAUUCUCCGUUUAUAAUUUAUAAAUAUUUUUAUUAAGUAUAACAAAUUAAAAAUAAAAAAAAAAUUCUUCUGGAGAAUGAAAUGUUUAUGUAGGGCAUAAUAUUAAAUCCCAACAACAAAACAACUAAAUAAAUUUGAAAAAAAUAUAAAAUUCAACAAGAAAAAUAAAUUAAGAAAACAAAAACAAUUCCUGCAUUUAUUGAGAAUAACAACAAAUAAGUGAUAAAAAAAAAAAAAAACAAUAGCAACACACAUUCUUUACGAUUAUCAUAAAACAAGGACAACAAUAAUAAAAAUUUUUUUACUAUGUUUCGAGCAUAUGGUUCAAUACCGAGUUGUGGUGGAAGUAUAGGUGGUGGUGUAGGCAGUGGCGGUGGUGGUAUUGGUAACAUUGGUCUUAAUUUAAAUGAUAGAACAACAAAUAGUAUUUUAAAUAGUUCUAUAGAUGUUAUGCCAUGGAUAACGGCAGCAACUACAACAACAUCAUCAUCAUCAUCAUCACCAUCAUCAACAUUAAUAAAUCGAUCUAAUAUUAUAACAACAGCAUUAAAAAAUAAUUUAAAUGGAAAUAAUAUUGAUGGAAUUUUUUUAGAUCAAAAAAAGAAAUCUUCAGCAAUAAUAAAUUCAAGGACAUUAACUGGAACAAUUACAACCACAAAUACAACAACAACAGCAACAGCAAUAACAGAUCAUAAUAAUAAAAAUAGUAAUAAUUUCAAAAAUAAUACUAAUAACAAAACUAAUAAUAAUAGUAGUACUAAUAUUACUGGUAUUAGCAAUAAUAAUAAUAAUCAUAACAGUAGUAAUAAUGAUAUAUUAAAUGCAGCUAUUAUUAAUUCAGCUGAUAAUGAAACAUCAUUAUUAUUGAGUACAUUGGCUAAAGAAUUUCAAUUUCAAUUUAAUUGUGAUAGUAAUUAUUGUAAGGAGAUAAGUGCUAUUAUCGAUAGUGAUAUAUUUAAGGAUGAUGCUCUUAAAGGAUUUCUGAAUUGCAACUCGAACACUUUGCAAUCUCUGGCACAUUUACAUCAUGGUAAACCCUAUUUUGAUGAUCACAUUACUGAAGAAACAGGCGCCUUUGUUGAUGGCAAUAAUUUAACUUUGAAUUCACCAUCUCGUUCAUCACCCCAUUCUCAAGGAUCUGAAGUAACUGAAAGAUAUUCAAGAAAAGUUUUUGUUGGAGGAUUACCACCUGACAUUGAUGAAGAUGAAAUAACAACAUCCUUCCGUCGUUUCGGUCCAUUAGUUGUUGACUGGCCACAUAAAGCUGAAUCAAAAUCAUAUUUUCCACCAAAAGGAUAUGCUUUUCUCUUAUUUCAGGAUGAAAGUAGCGUUCAACAAUUAAUUGAAGCUUGUAUAACUGAUGAAGAAAAAUUAUAUUUAUGUGUCUCAUCACCAACAAUUAAAGAUAAACCAGUUCAAAUCAGACCAUGGCGUUUAGCUGAUGCUGAUUUUGUAUUGGAUGCUUCUAUGCCAUUAGAUCCAAGAAAAACUGUAUUUGUUGGUGGAGUUCCCAGGCCACUUAAAGCUGUUGAGUUGGCUAUGAUAAUGGAUCGUUUAUAUGGUGGUGUCUGUUAUGCUGGUAUUGAUACUGAUCCAGAAUUAAAAUAUCCUAAGGGUGCUGGUCGUGUUGCUUUUGCAAAUCAACAAAGUUAUAUUGCAGCAAUAUCAGCACGUUUUGUUCAAUUACAACAUGGUGAUAUUGAUAAACGUGUUGAAGUUAAACCAUAUGUUCUUGAUGAUCAAAUGUGUGAUGAAUGUCAAGGUCAAAGAUGUGGCGGAAAAUUUGCUCCAUUCUUUUGUGCAAAUGUCACUUGCCUUCAGUAUUACUGCGAGCAUUGCUGGGCAGCCAUUCAUUCACGUCCAGGCCGUGAAUAUCAUAAACCUCUAGUCAAGGAGGGUGCCGAUAGACCAAGAGCUGUACCAUUUCGUUGGUGUUAACGUAGAAUAUAAUUUCGUUCAAAAUAAAUAAAAAUUAAAAAACGAAAUCAGAAAAUAUUGCAGAAAAGCUGCUGCUUUAAUGAAAAAUUUAAAUGAAAAGAAAAACCAAACCAUAAUAACAAAUAAAAAAGAAAAUGCUAUGAAAUAAAAAAAAAAUUAAAAUUAAUGAACAACAUUAAAAUAAUAAUGAUAUAUAUAUAUAUAUAUAUAUAUAAUUACCACCCCCACCAUCAUCGUCACCGCUCCGAAUGAUAAUAAUUAAAUUAAAAAGAAAAAGCAAAAUAGAAAAAUAAAAAAAAAACCAAAACAAAAAAGAA
Condylostylus longicornis is the source of this 2631-nucleotide messenger RNA. It is a transcript of the gene orb2, whose product is annotated as translational regulator orb2. The record is from RefSeq and is a predicted model, not a curated record. Lineage: Eukaryota; Metazoa; Arthropoda; Insecta; Diptera; Dolichopodidae. Gene Ontology annotation, biological process: negative regulation of cytoplasmic translation. Bases 683 to 2314 code for a protein of 543 amino acids. Gene Ontology annotation, cellular component: nucleus; synapse; cytoplasm. The transcript is spliced from 8 exons. Gene Ontology annotation, molecular function: mRNA regulatory element binding translation repressor activity; translation factor activity, RNA binding; ribosome binding.